Diabrotica virgifera virgifera (western corn rootworm) is the source of this 630-nucleotide messenger RNA. RefSeq names its product beta-1-syntrophin-like. The coding region runs from base 1 to 630 and encodes 209 amino acids. The transcript has a single exon. Gene Ontology annotation, cellular component: intracellular anatomical structure; dystrophin-associated glycoprotein complex. Gene Ontology annotation, molecular function: structural molecule activity; protein binding. NCBI's taxonomy places the organism in Eukaryota, Metazoa, Arthropoda, Insecta, Coleoptera, Chrysomelidae. The record is from RefSeq and is a predicted model, not a curated record.
AUGAGUGAAGAAGUGACGUCUCCCGGCUUUUUCGGUAGAUCCGGUAUUCUGGAGACCCACGUUCGCGGUCAGUGGUAUCGUGUGUUUGUUACCCUCGAAGAAGACUAUCUGAGUAUCACUCUCGACGAAUCCUACGAGAACACCACUACUCUUAACGGAACCCUAAACAAUAACAUAGAAACUCCUUCCGGUCUAAGCGAUACACCUGACAUACCGGAGGCCGUAGCUAAUCAGAAGAGAUUGGUGCGUGUCAUCAAGUCAGAGAAUAAUGGGUUGGGGAUUUCGAUUAAGGGCGGGCGGGAGAAUAAGAUGCCGAUACUCAUUAGUAAGAUCUUCAAAGGGAUGGCAGCUGAUCAGACGGAGCAGUUGUACGUUGGGGAUGCUAUUUUAUCGGUCAACGGGGACGAUUUGAGGGAGGCGACACACGACGAGGCUGUGAAGGCUCUCAAAAGAGCAGGAAAGAUUGUGGAAUUAGAAGGUAAGGAACUAGCGUAUUUACCAUUAUCAGACAUUAAUCAAACAGGUGGACUGUAUUUUUUUCCGCAACUGACACUUUCUAAAACCGACUUUACUAUACUUUUUUUAAAAACUGGAAAAAUACAUGAACUUUAUGUAUUUAGCAAUAAUUAA